AGAGAGAGAGAGAGAGAGAGAGAGAGAGAGAGAGGCCAGCAUGAGCCACAGAGACAGACAAGGAAGAACAAGAGAGCAGCUGUAGGGAAGAUCUAAGCCUCCAGAACCAAGAUCAGAUCCAGGACGCAGAGGCUCCACGACAACCAGAACCAAAAUCAGGACCACAGACCGGGAGCAGCCGAGUCCACCAUGUCAGAGUCCAUCAGAAGAAAAAACUCCAGCAGACAGCUCCUGCAGAACCUCAUCAGGGUGACGGCCCAGCGGAGCCAGGAGGAUGCUGAGGAGGUAGAGCGGGAGCGAAGGAGGAGAAGCAGGGAGAAGGAGAGAGGGGAGGGGAGCUCUUCUUGGACAGAGCCCCCCCAACACAACAACCUUGCGCACAACACAGAGUUGGACGAGGAGCUGAAGCCGAGCUGCUGCCUGGUUCUGGAGGAGGACGAGGGCUUCAGCGACUGGAGUCACAGGCUGGAGAACCGUAAUGAGCAGGAGGUGCCAGAUGACUGUAGGGCCCGGGUGCAGAGACCUUCAACACCACAGUGGAAACCGGAUCCUGAAGAGAGGAAAAAGCAGGUGGAUGAGGAGGAGGAGGGAUUUGACCCUGAACGAAGUGUUCGGUCCCAGGAAGCUACUACAAGACCUCCAGAGAAGAUGUCCAGCAACAGAAAGGAGGUCAGGACGUCAUACAGCUCAACGGUCUUCUUACCACAGGACGCCAGGCUGCAGCACGCCAUGGGCCAACCAGCAGACCGGACAUCCUACCUGGUUGCCGGGACGAUGAAGCCACGUAACCAACUAAAUCAUCUCGUCAGCAGAGGAGGGGCCUGCAGGGUGGACGGGGAGGUGGAGCAGGAGGAGCAGAAGGAAGAGGCGGAGGUGCAGACUGCUCUGCAGGCAGAAUGGAGGUCAGCAGAAACCCAGCAGAGCCCCAGAGAUGAAGAUGAUCAGGAGGAAGAAGAACUGAGCUUCACACAUGAAGAGAAAGAAGAACUCCACCUCAGGAAGGAGGAGAGACACAGGGAGGAGGAGGAAAAGGAGGAAGAGCACAAAAUGUUAGACAAGAGGCCGAUGGAGGAUAGAAGGAGUGAGGAAGUGAACAGGAAUUCUGCAGCGUCUAUUUGCAGCAGCAGCGAAGGCGAGGAGUCGCUAAACUGCUAUGGUCCCAUGAGCCCGACAUUCAAGAAACUCCUCAUUCAGUUUUAUCCAGAUGAAGCGAACAGCAGAAUCUCAACAGACGGUAAAUGCAAGAUCAUAGAGAGAACUGAGUCUCUGAGGAAAAGCACCAGCAAUGUAAAAAAGACGCAGCCACCAGUUGCCGUUUCCAAGAUUGACAAGAGACUGGAGCAGUAUACACAUGCUCUUGAGGUCUCCUCAAAGGAAGGCAGAUCAGGCAAUCAGGUGCUGACGGACCUGACGAGUCCCACUGAACCCGUCUCCUCCAAGAAGAACCUGUUUGAGGCCGGAGAAGCCUGGAACCAAAACGUGGUCUCAGUCACACCAUCUAAGGAUGCAGACGGGUUAAAAGUUGGUGUGGCUGAUCUCAUUAAUCAGUGGGUGAAAGGAAGUGAAAAUGGAAGCCGGUGCAGCUCGCCUUUCAAAUCAGCAGAGAGCUCCAGUGGUAAAAGACAUAGGUUUGUGGUGACGGGUCACGGCAAGUAUGAGAAGGUUUCUGUUGACAGUGGCUGCAGUGAAGAUACAAACUGCCAGUCAGCUGGGCAGUUCUACGAAGAUUUGUGAAACACAUGCUGGACUUAUGGAUUAUGAAGAAAAAUCUUUGAUACUGCACAAAUUAUAGCCACUUUCACUUCAUCAUUCUCUGUAUUUUAAGCUUUAGGUUGGAAAUGUAAAUGUUUAAACAAUUCCCUGUGAAAGGUAGUGAAGCUAAUAGUCUUUUUUUCUGUUCAUACUGAAUAAUAAUCUCAAGAUAGACAGUACAUAAACAGUAGUACAUCUUUUCAUACAAUGAAAAUAACUUCAAUUAAACUGAUUUCUGAUGUUUGUUUCCUUAAUACUUGAUAAAAACCUUGUGUCUUUG
Morone saxatilis (striped sea-bass) is the source of this 2032-nucleotide messenger RNA. RefSeq names its product lymphocyte-specific protein 1-like. Gene Ontology annotation, biological process: muscle contraction. NCBI's taxonomy places the organism in Eukaryota, Metazoa, Chordata, Actinopteri, Moronidae. Gene Ontology annotation, molecular function: myosin binding; actin binding; calmodulin binding. The record is from RefSeq and is a predicted model, not a curated record. Bases 190 to 1734 code for a protein of 514 amino acids. The transcript has 14 exons.